This is a messenger RNA of Acyrthosiphon pisum (pea aphid), 2704 nucleotides long. RefSeq names its product cAMP-dependent protein kinase type II regulatory subunit (gene Pka-R2). Gene Ontology annotation, molecular function: protein kinase A catalytic subunit binding; cAMP-dependent protein kinase inhibitor activity; cAMP binding. The record is from RefSeq and is a predicted model, not a curated record. The transcript is spliced from 8 exons. The coding region runs from base 334 to 1491 and encodes 385 amino acids. Gene Ontology annotation, biological process: negative regulation of cAMP-dependent protein kinase activity. Gene Ontology annotation, cellular component: cytosol; cAMP-dependent protein kinase complex. NCBI's taxonomy places the organism in Eukaryota, Metazoa, Arthropoda, Insecta, Hemiptera, Aphididae.
GCAGGUGUCGAAGGCCGACGCGGCGACGGCGUGUUCCGAUGCUGAUUACCUAUCUAUCAUACCUAAUCAUUAUUGUUUAGGUAGUAUUAAAAAAUAUUAUCGCUAUUACAAUAAUAAUAUUAUGCACAGUCAAGGACACGACCGAUGCUCGCGGCUCGCCACACGAUCCGUCUGUGUGUUUUUAUUUGGGGCUACAGCUAUACCUACUGUUGUGUGCACCACUGCGGUCGUUGAUUUUUCUGGGCCGUCGGUGUAAUACUUGUCAACAGCCGACCGUCUUGGCGACCGGUGACCAGUGACCGUAUCUGACAUUUUUUGCAGGAACGAACAAUCAUGAGUACCAUCAGCGAUAACGCCGCUAGGCUCAACGUGCCCGAUGAGUUGAGAGAGUUGCUGCUCGAUUUCACGAUCGGGUACUUGCUCGAGCAGCCCAACAACCUCAUUGAAUAUGGCAUAGAGUUCUUUGAAAAACUUAAGAACACUAAGUCUUCCUCCAAUAUAAAGCAGCAGUCUGCUGGAGAUUUCAGCGACGAAGACGAUGCAUCAGACAUCGACGAAGCUCCACCAACACGUUAUAAUUCUAGACGUAAGUCAGUUUUUGCAGAAACAUACAAUCCAGAAGAAGAUGAAGAAGAAGAGGGACCAAAUGUUGUAUUUCCUAAAUCUGAUGAUCAACGUCAAGCACUUGCAGCUAGUGUUAAAAAUAUAUUCAUAUUCAGGGCCUUGGAUCCUGAACAAAUGAAUAAUGUGAUUGAUGCAAUGUUCGAUCGUGAGGUACAUGCUGGAGAUGAUAUUAUAAAACAGGGUGAUGAUGGCGAUAACUUUUAUGUUAUUGAUAGAGGUACAUUUGAAGCUUAUGUCACGGAUGCAGAUGGUAAUGACCGUUUGGUGCAUACGUAUGAACAUAAAGGUAGUUUUGGAGAACUUGCUUUACUUUAUAACAUGCCCCGGGCAGCAACUAUUAAAGCCAAGUCAGAUGGCCUUCUGUGGGCUAUGGAUCGUCAAAUAUUUAGACGUAUUGUAUUGAAGAGUGCAUUUAAAAAGCGUAAGAUGUAUGAAGAGCUCAUUGAAGUGGUUCCUAUGCUAAAAACAUUACAAUCAUAUGAGCGCAUGAAUUUGGCUGAUGCUCUAGUCCCUAAAUACUAUCAAGACAAAGAUUGCAUUAUAAAUCAAGGUGAUCCAGGAGAUGGCAUGUAUUUUGUAGAGGAAGGCAUUGUUAAUGUAUUAGUAACCAGUGAAACUGGUGAACAAAUUAAGGUUAAUCAAAUAGAAAAAGGUGGUUAUUUUGGUGAACUAGCUCUUGUCACUCAUAAAGGUCGUGCUGCAUCAGUGUUUGCUGAAGGAAAAGUCAAACUAGCAUUUUUGGACGUUGACGCAUUUGAACGUUUGCUGGGUCCAUGCAUGAACAUAAUGCAACGGAACAUCGAGGACUACGAAAAUCAACUGGUGAAAAUCUUUGGCUCCAAGCAAAACAUGACUGAUGUCCGAUGAAUGGUUAAUAUUUGACCUGUCGCUACGAUUGUGUUGUACAUUCAUUGACCAUUUGUAGUUGUAUUUUUUUCUUAUCCUAACAAUGUUUGGUAAAUCAUUAUUUAUUAUUUUUCUUAAUUUACCAUUAUAGUUAAUAUUAUAUAUGAAUAUAAUUUAAACUUUAGAUACAGUUUCAUAAUACAAACAAUUACAAUCAAAUAAAUUGACAUCACUUUUUGUAUACAUAACGUGUAUAUAAUAUAAUAUAUAAUAAUUAUAUUGAUAUGAUAAUCUAUUUGAACAACUACAUCAUAACCUAAGAUAUAAACGACUGUAUUACUUCAAUUUUAUUGUGCGCUUUGAUAUGAAUGUUAGUUGCGUGAUGGCGUGUAUAUUAUGUAAUACGAAGAUGAUUAAUAAUAAUAUACCUAAGAGCUGUAUUUUUAGUCGUACAUUUUAGGUUUCAAAAUAAUAUAAUACUAUGAUAAAUACUAUUGUUACUUCGCGGUGUUAUUAUAAUCACGAGGAAUGAUGAACACGAUUUGGUUUUUCGAUUUACUUUGUUCAAAUGUCUAUCUGGGGUAAAGUUUUCUAUUCUUUAUAUAAUAUAAUAAUAAUUACAAUACAGUACGAGAGUAUUUGAUUAUUAGGAUUUAAGCAGAUUCUAUCUCAUCUCGACCAAUAAACUUUACUUAAGGUUAACUUUAUUUAAUUGUUAGGUCGUUUGAUAAUAAGAUCAACACAUACGUUGCCGAAUCGUUUCUCUUUUAUAUUACACAAUAAAAACGUAUGCCGUAUCCGAUUGAUUGGGCGCUGAGUAGUUAAAAUAACUUUGGGGUUCGGGGAAAGCACACAACCCCCCUACAAACUAUAUGUUAUAAUGUAAUUCUUCUCCAGUGCAGAAAUUAAGUUAUUUAUUAUUUUUUUAACCCAAAAUGCUUGUCGCGAUAGUCACAGCUUUCAAUUCGUUUUUAUUUAUUUUUUCCUAGUAACGAACCACAAAAACUCUACUCUCGAACGUAAUUUCCCAUCGUACAACCAUUGCGUACCUAUAUGGCCAAAUGUAACGCCACUACAUUAGUCUUUGUGCUACUCACUCACUGUUAAACGGAUAUUGUGUAAUUCAAUUAUAAAUAUGUAUGCCUCGCUUUUUUCUUUUUAAUAUUUAAAAACGUUCGGUAACGGAAUGAAUCUAAGAUGACUGUCCUGUAAAAACCUUGUUAGAGAGAAAAUG